CCCGAGGAUCGUACUUUUUUCUCCACUGCAGCCAUGGACGUUGGUGGAUUUAAUCUUUUGGCUCCACGCGGCAACAACGACGCGAACCCGCAGUCUCGCCUGUGGAGACCGUGGACCGGAACCGAGACCAGAACAACUGCUGGAACGCAACCACCCAAACCGGCCAUGUUCGUCCACCCAGUCAAGUUAUUCUGGCCCAAAACCAAGUGUUUCGACUACCUGUACCGAGAAGCCGAAAUGCUCCUGCGGAACUACCCGGUCCAGGCGACCAUCUGCCCCUUUAACGAGCCCUCCAGCAGCGAGGACGACAGCGAGGAAGAGGAGGAGGACGAUGAUGACGAGGAGAUGGACAAACUCAACUAAAAGG
Nerophis lumbriciformis (worm pipefish) is the source of this 367-nucleotide messenger RNA. Its product is annotated as protein ripply2-like. The record is from RefSeq and is a predicted model, not a curated record. Gene Ontology annotation, biological process: negative regulation of transcription by RNA polymerase II; embryonic pattern specification. NCBI's taxonomy places the organism in Eukaryota, Metazoa, Chordata, Actinopteri, Syngnathiformes, Syngnathidae. Gene Ontology annotation, cellular component: nucleus.